Emiliania huxleyi CCMP1516 is the source of this 633-nucleotide messenger RNA. RefSeq lists its product as hypothetical. Gene Ontology annotation, cellular component: cytoplasm. The coding region runs from base 1 to 633 and encodes 210 amino acids. The transcript has 2 exons. The record is from RefSeq and is a predicted model, not a curated record. Lineage: Eukaryota; Haptophyta; Isochrysidales; Noelaerhabdaceae. Gene Ontology annotation, molecular function: phosphatidylinositol-3,4-bisphosphate 4-phosphatase activity.
AUGCCGGUCCUCUGCUUCGCUCCGCGCGAGCUCGGCUUCCGAGACGCGGCGCGCGCCUCUGCCGCCGGCCUCAAGCCGGGCGUCAUGCUGCGCGUGCGUCCGGUCCUCCUCUCGCAGGGGAUCAACGAGGAGCAGUCGGUCGCGAACCUGAUGCAGACCCACACCGCCGAGCAGACGGCGCUCAACGAGAGGGCGCUCGCCCAGCUGAACGAGUUCCAGGCGGCUCAUCAGAAACGGUGGUUCGUGGUUCGUUCUGUAGGCGAGGCUUGCUUCCCGCCCGAGCUGCUCCGCCAGCAGCGCGAGCUCCUCGUCCGCGCGCGCCAGCUCCUCUCCUCGCCUCCCGACCCGAAGAACGUCGGCUUGCUGCACGCCACCGCCGCGCUGACCCGGCUGCUCGACGGAGGGAGGGCGACGUUGUGCAAGAGCGGCAAGGACCGGACAGCGAUGUCCAUCACGCUCGAGCACACGCUGCUGCUGCAGCGAGCCCACGGCCUCUCGGAGCACCUCGCCUCGGCCGCCCUCACCGCCAUGCGCCGCCACGGCGUGCGGCGCGAAAAUGUGCGCCAAAACACGAACAAGCGCGUGGCUCUCGCCCCGCCCUUCCCUCUCUCGUUUGUGAUUUGCGUCUCUUGA